Perca fluviatilis (European perch) is the source of this 2684-nucleotide messenger RNA. Its product is annotated as scavenger receptor cysteine-rich type 1 protein M130-like. The transcript is spliced from 9 exons. Gene Ontology annotation, cellular component: membrane. The coding region runs from base 870 to 2579 and encodes 569 amino acids. NCBI's taxonomy places the organism in Eukaryota, Metazoa, Chordata, Actinopteri, Perciformes, Percidae. The record is from RefSeq and is a predicted model, not a curated record.
UAUUGUCAUCCUAUUUUAUCUGAUCAUUCUAUAAUUUGUAUUUAGGCCAUAUCUGAACUAUCUAUAUGUAGCUAGGAGUGAUGAACUUUACUCUACUUUUGGGGGAUACUUCUAUAGGAAAAGGGCCACAGGACACAUCUGGCAUGCAUUAUCAAUGGGCCCCCAGGAUGUUGAGAUAGAGCCAGUUGGCAUGAAGCCAUUGGUCAGUUAUCGAACCCACCCUAAGUUAUGAAGAAUAGAUAUACCAUGUGUUAACAGCAGAACCUCAGAGUGACUUUUGAGAAUCUGGGAAACUGGUCGCUCUCCGGGCUCUUCAGAGCUUGUAAAUUGAUGCUGAAUUCCUUGUUGUAAAUAAACCUUUAUAAUCAAGAAACAGUGUCGGCAGAUUCAUUUGAGGAUAAAAUCUAACAUUAUUGAUGGAAAGUUUUCCAUUUUUAUCUGAUUCUGCCAUCAUUUUAACAUUUCUUUGAAUAUUUAGUGUUUUUUAUUUAUCAAAGGGGGGAAAUGGAAUGUGAUUCACGUGAUUCAUAUGUGAUUCAUUCAUAUUAUUUUUGAUUAGUUCAUAGUAAUUUUGAUAUUUUAUUUGAUGUUUUCUUUUACUAUGUUGUUUUGCAAGGAUACUGGUUUGUGUUUUCUUUUCUUCCAGAAGCAUAUGGGGUAGAUACUUGAAUAUGGACAAUAAAAUGGACUGGAGAAUUCUGAACAAGGAUACAGUGAUGAAAGUUCAGAUUCCAACGACAGUACACUGAAAGCUUGACACUGCAAAGGAGCUGACUCCAGGCUGAAGAACACACCUCAACAGAGCCUGUCAGGUUGGUGGAAGGAGCCAGCCGCUGUGCAGGAACACUGGAGCUGAAACAUCAGGGAGAAUGGAGACCAGUGUUUGUCUAUCCCUGGACCCUAAAGACAGCAGCUCCUACCUGCAGAGAGUUGGACUGUGGCUCUGUUGUUUCUGUAGAAGAGAGAGAAGACUCCUCAGACAGAUCUGGAUCAGGUCUGACUGUGUUGAGUCUGGAUCUGCUAUGAGGGAGUGUGCAACAUCAGGUUCCUCUUCCUCCAUCCUCUAUCUCAGCUGCUCAGACUCUGUCAGACUGGUGAAUGGGACCAGUUUGUGCUCAGGCAGACUGGAGGUGAAGACUAACCAGUCUACCCAGCGCUGGUCCUCAGUGUGUGGAGAUGACUUUGACCAGCAGGAUGCAGAGGUGGUCUGUAGGGAGCUUGGCUGUGGGGCUCCUUCAGUCCUCCAGGGGGCACUCUAUGGAGAAGUGGAGCCUCCAAUGAGGACCAAAGAGUUCCAGUGUGGAGGCCAUGAGUCUGCUCUCCUGGAUUGUAGUAGCUCAGGCUCAGAUAGAAACACCUGCUCACCUGGAAAAGCUGUUGGACUCACCUGCUCAGAGCCUGAUGCUGUCAGGUUGGUGGGAGGAACCAGUCACUGUACAGGAACACUGGAGCUGAAAUAUCAGGGAGAAUGGAGACCAGUGGGUCACUUUGACUGGCCCCUGAAGGAAGCAGCUGCUGCCUGCAGAGUGUUGGACUGUGGCUCUGCUGUUUCUGUAGGAGGGAGAAAAGAGUCCUCAGUCAGAUCUGUGUGGAUCAUUUGGUCUGACUGUGUUCUGUCUGGAUCUGCGCUGAGGGAGUGUGCAACAUCAGAUUCCUCUCGCUCCAUCCUGAAUCUCACCUGCUCAGACUCUGUCAGGCUGGUGAAUGGGACCAGUCUGUGCUCAGGUAGGCUGGAGGUGAACACUAACCAGUCUACCCAGCGCUGGUCCUCAGUGUGUGAAGAUGACUUUGACCAGCAGGAUGCAGAGGUGGUCUGUAGGGAGCUUGGCUGUGGGGCUCCUUCAGUCCUCCAGGGGGUGCUCUAUGUAGAAGUGGAUCCUCCAAUGAGGACCAAAGAGUUCCAGUGUGGAGGCCAUGAGUCUGCUCUCCUGGACUGUAGAAGCUCAGGCUCAGAUAGAAACACCUGCUCACCUGGAAGAGCUGUAAGGCUGACCUGCUCAGAGCCUUUCAGGUUGGUGGGAGGAGACAGUCACUGUGCAGGAACACUGGAGCUUAAACAGGUAGAAUGGAGACCAGUGUUUGUUCAUCCCUGGACCCUGAUGACAGCAGCUGCUGCCUGCAGAGAGUUGGACUGUGGCUCUGCUGUUUCUGUAGGACAAAGAAAAAAGUCCUCAGUCAGAUCUGUGUGGAGGAUCAGGUCUGACUGUGUUCUGUCUGGAUCUGCUCUGAGGGAGUGUGCAGCAUCAGGUUCCUCUUCCUCCAUCCUGAAUCUCAACUGCUCAGACUCUGUCAGGCUGGUAAAAGGGACCAGUAUGUGCUCAGGCAGACUGGAGGUGAAGACUAACCAGUCUAGCCAGCACUGGUCCUCAGUGUGUGAAGAUGACUUUGACCAGCAGGAUGCAGAGGUGGUCUGUAGGGAGCUUGGCUGUGGGGCUCCUUCAGUCCUCCAGGGGGCACUCUAUGGAGAAGUGGAGCCUCCAAUGAGGACCAAAGAGUUCCAAAAGCUGUUGGACUCACCUGCUCAGAGCCUGUCAGGUUGGUGGGAGGAGACAGUCGCUGUGCAGGAACACUGGAGGUGAAACAUAACAAAGAAUGGAGACCAGUGGGUGGCUAUUACUCUGACUGGCCCCUGAAGAUAGCAGCUGCUGCCUGCAGAGAGUUUGACUGUGGCUCUGCUGUUUAUG